This is a messenger RNA of Amphibalanus amphitrite, 1536 nucleotides long. Its product is annotated as microtubule-associated protein RP/EB family member 1-like. The record is from RefSeq and is a predicted model, not a curated record. Gene Ontology annotation, biological process: spindle assembly; regulation of microtubule polymerization or depolymerization; protein localization to microtubule plus-end. Gene Ontology annotation, molecular function: microtubule plus-end binding. The coding region runs from base 226 to 1050 and encodes 274 amino acids. NCBI's taxonomy places the organism in Eukaryota, Metazoa, Arthropoda, Thecostraca, Balanomorpha, Balanidae. Gene Ontology annotation, cellular component: microtubule organizing center; spindle midzone; microtubule plus-end. The transcript has 7 exons.
GUUCUCAAAUCCUUGUUCUCACGAAAUGAAUGGGCGUGUUUUGUUUUGAAAUGAACUGGAACGGCGCUUUUCUCGAAGUUCAAGUUGGCGGUGCGCGACACCUGCGAACGAUUUUCAGGAAAUAGGCGUGUCUCUAGCUUUCAAGUUGCUUCAUAUUCAAGUGUUUGAGUAUUUUCAAUCAAAUAAUAUUUAUUUUUCCCAGCUAGGUCAAAAAGUCCAGUCGCCAUGGCCGUGAAUGUGUACGCCACCGGUCAGACCACUGACAACAUGAGUCGACACGACAUGCUGGCCUGGGUCAACAACUGCCUGGAGGCCAACUUCGGCAAGAUUGAGGAACUCUGCACGGGCGCUGCCUACUGCCAGUUCAUGGACAUGAUGUUCCCAGGAUCCGUCUUGAUGAAGAAGGUUAAAUUCCAAACAAAUCUCGAGCACGAGUACAUCCAAAACUUCAAAACUCUGCAGGCCUCCUUCAAGAAGAUGAGUGUGGACAAGGUGGUGAGCAUCAAACAGCUGGUGCGGGGCAAGUUCCAAGACAACUUUGAGUUUUGCCAGUGGUUCCAUCGGUUCUUCGAAGCCAACGGGGGCGCACAGGCGGCAGCCGAGUACGACGCGCUGUCGGCGAGGGGCGGCUCUGUGAUGGGUCGCCUGUGGAGCCAGCAGCGAGCCAACGUAGCCCGAACCGGCUCCUCGAGAUCCACCGGCUCAGCGUCCGCGGCCCCGGCGGCCCGGUCGGCGCCGGCUGCUCGACCUGCAGCGCCUCGCGCGGCCCCUGCCGCCAGGUCAGCCGCCGGUGACAGCCGACAGGCGGAGGUGGACGAGCUGACAACACAAGUCCAGACGAUGCAACUGACCUUGGAGGACUUGGAAAAGGAGCGAGACUUUUACUUCGGCAAACUGAGGGACAUUGAAGUCAUCUGCCAAGAGGAAGAAGGCACCAACAGCGACCUCAUCCAGAGGAUCCUCGCCAUAUUGUACGCCACAGCGGACGGUUUCGCCGUGCCAGACGACGAGGAGGAGGUCCCGCCACCUCCAGGCGACGACGAAUACUAGUCGACCGCCGACCGCCGCUGCAUUCCAAAGGGCCGGCUCAGCAUGAGAGCUCAGCUCAACCGGACUGCCCGAUAGCUCUAUCCGACUGAGGAGCGUGUUCAGCUCUGCGCUCUGCCCGGAGACGUCACUCCAUGCUGCCCCGCAGAGCUCCGAUCUGAGCCGGCCGGCCGUCUCGCGCUCGGCGCCAUUCCAGUGUGGGCCGCCCGGUGCGGCCGUCCGCCGUCCGCCUGCCUCAGCGGCUAACCCGCUAACACCGCUCACAGACAGUGGCCCGGCCCAGCCGCCGCCGCCGCCCAGAGGACGAUAUUACCGCGGUCACCUGCCGUUACCGCCCGUGUGCCGUGUGUGUUUGUGGUUGUGAGGUUGCGCCCGUCGCCGAGCCCGACCGGGCCGGCCGACGGGCGCCAUGUUGUGUCGGCCACCGUUUUACUGGCGGCGCUUUAAGCCUUCUAAUUUAAUUAUCGAAAUAUAUAAUUACAUUGUACA